Drosophila obscura is the source of this 586-nucleotide messenger RNA. RefSeq names its product 60S ribosomal protein L36 (gene RpL36). The transcript is spliced from 3 exons. Gene Ontology annotation, cellular component: cytosolic large ribosomal subunit; ribosome. The coding region runs from base 111 to 458 and encodes 115 amino acids. The record is from RefSeq and is a predicted model, not a curated record. Gene Ontology annotation, molecular function: structural constituent of ribosome. NCBI's taxonomy places the organism in Eukaryota, Metazoa, Arthropoda, Insecta, Diptera, Drosophilidae. Gene Ontology annotation, biological process: cytoplasmic translation.
GUCAUUUCUUUUGACAGUCGUGAAAAGUGUGGCAGCUCUAGCGUCAGCAAUAAUAUUGCAUCCGGUUAGCUUUUUCUCUCUUUCCACCUUUUGACAGCAACUGAGUGAAGAUGGCUGUCCGCUACGAGCUCUGCAUUGGCCUCAACAAGGGCCACAAGACCACCAAAGUCAAGAAUGUUAAGUACACCGGAGACAAGAAGGUGAAGGGUCUGCGUGGAUCUCGCUUGAAGAACAUCCAGACUCGUCACACCAAGUUCAUGCGCGACCUGGUCCGCGAAGUUGUGGGCCAUGCCCCCUACGAGAAGCGCACCAUGGAGUUGCUGAAGGUGUCCAAGGACAAGCGCGCUCUGAAGUUCCUGAAGCGCCGCCUGGGCACACACAUCCGUGCCAAGAGGAAGCGCGAGGAGCUGUCCAACAUCCUCACCCAGCUGAGGAAGGCUCAGACCCAUGCCAAGUAAACUCCCAAAAGGAACGCGUCCCGCGAUGUGUUUUUUUUUGUUUUCGUGACAUGAGCAAACCCACAAUAUUCUAUUUGAAAUCGAGUCGUCUUAAGCUUCUCAAUAUUAAAAAACCAAUAUGAAAACCG